Messenger RNA from Necator americanus (New World hookworm), 1014 nucleotides. RefSeq lists its product as uncharacterized. Gene Ontology annotation, molecular function: DNA-binding transcription factor activity, RNA polymerase II-specific; protein dimerization activity; RNA polymerase II transcription regulatory region sequence-specific DNA binding. The transcript is spliced from 11 exons. The coding region runs from base 1 to 1014 and encodes 337 amino acids. NCBI's taxonomy places the organism in Eukaryota, Metazoa, Nematoda, Chromadorea, Rhabditida, Ancylostomatidae. The record is from RefSeq and is a predicted model, not a curated record. Gene Ontology annotation, biological process: regulation of DNA-templated transcription.
AUGGGCAAAUACAGUGGCACUGUGCUGUAUAGUCCGAGUAGAACUCUGGCACAGCAUCGACGACACAUGGAAAACGGGGAGUUUUCGAAUCUCGCAAAGGAACUACCCUUAGCGAGAGCCAUAACAGGGCAACACAUUGACAAGACUACCAUGGUUCGCCUAGCGCUCUCCUACAUUAAACUGCACAAGGUGAUUCCUAGUCGGGCCAGGAGCGGAUUCGAUUACGAUCAUUGCUGGAGCAGCAAUCUUCUCGAGCUGAUGGAUUGCUUCCUUAUGGUCUUGGAUCCGAACGGCGAUGUACUGUACGUAAGCGAAACAAUUAGUAUUUAUUUGGGACUUUCUCAGGUAGAUAUGACUGGAAAUUCUAUAGCUGAAUAUAUUCACCCGGAAGACUGGUCCCAGUUCCGUUCGGUUUUCUGCUCCUGUUAUCAGAAAUGGUCAGAAAUGUGCAGUGUACGAGUGAAAUCCUCACUCACAAAAAGAGCCAAUAAAAAGGAUUCGCUACGAGCAUCGCCUGGGUUCAAGGUUCUGCGCAUGGAUUUGACGUAUUGCAACGGAUGCAGACUCGUGGUUUGCUCACCUCUGCCUUCACCAAUACUUUCGUCAAUUUCUAUCCGACUAUUUUCGUUUGUCAUAACAACUGCUGUUGAUCUUUCCAUCGUCUACAUGGACUCCAGGGCUGAAGAAUUCUUGUGCGAGUUCAACUCAUGCACGCCGAUAAGUUUCAAGGGACUUUCAUUCUACUCGUUGGUUCAUGUGGAUGACGCCGAAAUCAUUCGAAAGAUGCAUCUUGAAGUCUUCAAACUAGGAUCGUAUCGUCCACCCUUGUACCGUAUUGUUGUGCUCCAAGGACAACACCAUUCGUUCUACGUUGAAGAGUCGGUUGCUUGUAUGAAUCUACUCAUUUCAGUCAAACGUUUUUCGCUACACAUCGCAUUCGAACAAGACGAUGGUGGACUCAAUUACUAUCGUGUCUCAUUUCAUGUAACUCCUGAUGAACACACCAAAGAAUAA